UGACAUCCAACAUUUGCCCGUCUAUGAAAAGGUGCCUGCUCUCGCAAAUUGACCUUAUAUUCGAGGCACUCUCUGUGCAUUAUUCCGAGUUAGGACUGUCAUCAGACGACGUGGCCGAACGGACUGGCAAUGUAGUGCUUUUGAUCAGCAAUGUUUUUGAAGUUGGAAUGCAAUGCCUCGAAAGUCACCAAGUGAUACAAUUUUUCGACUUGUGGAAGCUCGAUGACCUGCUAGUGAAAUUGAUAAGUGAGACUGCACAGCUUUGAUGAGGCCUUCCCUAUCAGCAGGGCAGAUCGCAGAUUUCAACCCUUUCUAUGUGGUGACCAUAUCUUGGAUUGUACAGAACUUCAAUAAUUGUUCGAGAAAUCGGUGCUGUAAAAAAUUCAUUUUCUGUACUUUUCCCUGUAUGAUGCGUUGUUACUUUCAGUUGAAAUAGUAGCAUCUUGAUGAUAAAUAGGCAAGUUAUCUUACAUUAGAGUUGCGGUAUAUGUAGG
This is a messenger RNA of Cylicocyclus nassatus, 494 nucleotides long. The record is from the annotation of a GenBank genome assembly. Lineage: Eukaryota; Metazoa; Nematoda; Chromadorea; Rhabditida; Strongylidae.